Molecule: messenger RNA, 2002 nt
Organism: Aplosporella prunicola CBS 121167
Lineage: Eukaryota; Fungi; Ascomycota; Dothideomycetes; Botryosphaeriales; Aplosporellaceae
Exons: 3
Coding region: 107-1735 (542 amino acids)
Biological process (GO): transmembrane transport; basic amino acid transport
Cellular component (GO): fungal-type vacuole membrane
Molecular function (GO): basic amino acid transmembrane transporter activity
Source: RefSeq, a predicted model, not a curated record
GUCAGACGAAGACGCGGUGUCUCUUUUGCGCCAUCGUCACACACCGCACACCAAUGGACUAGUUAAGUUCCCGAGCUCUGUCAUCUCAUAAUUUCCUCACCCUCCCAUGGAUUCCUCAACUGAACCAGUACGCGGCGCAUCCGAGCGCGCUCCGCUUCUCGGCAACAGAGAUGACGCUGCCGAGGAACUGGCUCCGCUGCCUGAGGAGCCUAGCACUACUAAACUGCUUCUCACCAUGUGCAGCAUCUGGGUCGGCGUGUUCUUGGCCGCAUUGGACUCUACCAUCAUCGCAACGCUGAGCUCACCCAUUUCUGAUUCAUUCAAUUCAUUUACUCUCUUCUCUUGGCUUGCUAGCGCCUAUCUCAUUGCCAAUGCUGCCAUCCAACCUCUCAGCGGUCGGCUUACGGACAUCUUCUCCCGGCGUACCGGCUUGGUGAUCUCCAAUAUCUUGUUUGGAGUGGGGAACUUGAUAUGCGGUCUGGCAAAGAGCCCGACUUCCAUGAUCUUGGGACGUGUUGUGGCGGGUAUGGGUGGAGGAGGACUCAACACCAUUUCAACUUUCGUCACCACGGACCUGGUCCCUCUCCGCCGCAGAGGCCUUUGGCAAGGCUUUGGCAACCUCGCCUUUGGCCUUGGAAUGGGUCUCGGCGGCGUCCUGGGUGGCUGGCUCAACGAUAUCUUGUCCUGGCGAUGGGCAUUCCUGCUCCAAGUACCCCUCAUUGCCAUUUCCGGGCUCUUGGUCUACUUGACGGUCAAGAUACCAGUCAAGGAGAAGAACAUGUCACGUGUCAGACGCGUUGACUUCCUCGGAAGCUUCACGUUGGUCUGCAGCCUUGUGUUGCUGCUGUUGGGCCUUAACUCUGGAGGUAACGUAGUGCCAUGGUCCCAUCCUCUGGUUCUGGUCAGCCUGCCAUUGUCCGCAAUAUUCCUUUUGGUUUUCAUUUACAUCGAAGACCGCGUUGCUAGCGAACCGAUCAUCCCGGUCCGACUCCUGCUGCACCGCACUGUCCUUGCCUCUUGUUUAACCAAUUGGUUUGGCACAAUGUCUGUCUACGCGCUCCUUUAUUACGGCCCCAUAUACUUCCAAGUCUUUGGUUUCAGCGCCACUCAAGCCGGCCUACGGCUCAUUCCCCAAGCGGUCGGUGUAUCCGUCGGCUCCGUCGGCGUCGGUCUUAUCACGCGGGCCACCGGAAAGUAUUACCGGCUCAACGUCGGCAUGGAAACGGCCCUUGUUGUGUCUCUCGCGCUCAUUACUGGCACCCUGGACCAGCGGAUGCCUAUCUGGCCACCAUUCAUCUAUUUCUUCUUCGUUGGGAUCGGGUACGGCGGCAUGUUGACGGCGACACUACUGGCACUCAUCUCGGCAGUCGACCAUAUCCACCAAGCCGUCGUUACGUCCGCCUCUUAUGCUUUCCGAUCCACCGGCAGUACCAUUGGCAUCACCGUCGCCAGUGCCGUCUUCCAAAACAUCCUCAAGCAUCAGCUGUGGGGCCGGUUUGCGGGCCGUGAAGGUGCAGCAGAGAUUAUCGCAAGAGUGAGAGACAGCAUUGGUGCGGUGCAGCGGCUGCCACCGGAGUGGAAGGAAGGCGUGUUGGAGAGCUACAUGUGGGCCCUCAAGGGUGUUUGGUCCACAACGCUGGCGAUCGGUGUGUUGGGUGCCGUGUGCAGCUUGGCGAUGAGGGAGCACACAUUGCACAAGAACUUGGCGCGGACACAGGACGAGCGUGACGGGUAACGGUCUUGGCCGCUGAAUCUGUCGUGCGUAGUGGGUUGGGGAGAGGAGGGAACGCUGAUGACAAUUUGGUUGGAUGGGACAUAUGGAUGGUAAUGAGUAUAUGGGUAGGAGUUAGCAGUUUUUGAUUUCUAGUUUGUUUGCGGUUUGUGUCGUUGGAGAUGGUGGUCGAGAAUGUCCAUAGUGAAAUAUUUAGCAUAGCGUCAUAGCAUGUUGGGCAGAGGGCAGCGAGUAUAUACAGCUAACAAAGUAGGUAAAAGCAAGGUCAGU